Messenger RNA from Juglans regia (Persian walnut), 2090 nucleotides. RefSeq names its product (-)-germacrene D synthase-like. Gene Ontology annotation, molecular function: terpene synthase activity; magnesium ion binding. The record is from RefSeq and is a predicted model, not a curated record. The transcript is spliced from 6 exons. The coding region runs from base 50 to 1855 and encodes 601 amino acids. Lineage: Eukaryota; Viridiplantae; Streptophyta; Magnoliopsida; Fagales; Juglandaceae. Gene Ontology annotation, biological process: diterpenoid biosynthetic process.
CAGAAAGCACUAGAAUCAAGUGCCAUUUAGCAACACCAUCUCCAAUACUAUGUACGGUGCCAUGCAAUUAACUUCUAAAAUGUCUGUUCAAGUUUCAGCAGUAGCUGCUCCAACAGCUCAGAAUCAUGUUAUGCCAGAAAUUAACCGUCGCUCAGCAAAUUUUCAGCCCAGCAUUUGGGGUGACCAUUUCCUCUCAUAUGCAUCUGAAUUCCUGGAAACGUCUGAUGUGAAAAUCAUGAGGCAACAAAUUGAGGAAUUGAAGGAAAAUGUGAGGACGAUGCUCACGGCUACGGUUGAGAAGCCUUCACAAAAACUGAACUUGGUUGAUGCUAUUCAGCGCUUAGGCGUGUCUUACCAUUUUGAUAAUGAGAUUCAAGCAAUCCAGCAACAACUGCAGAAGACUCAUGAAAGUGAUGACCCUGAAUAUAAACAUGACCUCUACACUGUUGCCCUGCUGUUUCGACUACUUAGACAAGACGGCUAUUACGUUUCGUGCGAUAUGUUCAACAAGUUCAAGGACAGCAAAGGGAAUUUUAAGGGAUCGCUUUGCAAUGAUGUGAAAGGAAUUUUAAGCUUGUAUGAAGCCACACAUCUCAGGGUAAAAGGUGAAGAUAUAUUGGAUGAGGCUCUUGUCUUCACUACCACACAUCUUGAGUCUGUAGCAUCCCAAUUAAGCAGGCCUCUAGCAGCACAAGUGACCCAUGCCUUGAAACAGCCUAUCCGGAAAGGACUACAAAGGCUAGAGGCAAGGCAUUACUUUUCUGUAUACCAAGAAGACGCUUCACAUGAUAAAGUUCUUCUUAAGUUUGCAAAGUUGGAUUUCAACCUCUUGCAGAAAGUGCACCAGAAAGAACUUUCUGAGAUUGCCAGCUGGUGGAAAGACUUGGACUUUCCAAGGAAGCUACCCUUUAUCAGAGACCGGGUGGUUGAGUGCUAUUUUUGGAUACUAGGAGUGUACUUUGAGCCCCAAUAUGGCUUUGCUAGGAGGAUGCUAACCAAAGUGAUCUCCAUGACCUCUGUUUUUGAUGAUAUCUAUGAUGUGUAUGGUACAAUUGAAGAACUUGACCUCUUUACUGAAGCAAUUGAGAGGUUGAGAUUAAAGACACAUCCUGAUCAUAUUUGCAUUUGUUCUUUAUUUUUUUUUCUGAUUAACUGGACAAACUACCGAUCUUACAGGUGGGAUAUGAGUGCCGCAGAUAAACUCCCGGAGUACAUGAAAAUGAGUUACCAGGCACUCCUAGACGUUUACACUGAAAUGGAGCAAAACCUAGGUGAAGAAAAAUCGUUUCGUGUCCAGUAUGCAAUAGAAGCAAUGAAGAAACAAGUUAGAGCAUACCACCAAGAAGCCAAAUGGUUCCACCAGAAAUACAUACCAACAAUGGACGAAUAUAUGCCCGUUGCUCUUACAUCCUCCAACUACGCAAUGUUAGCAACCACAUCCUUAGUCGGAAUGGGAGAACUUGUCACAAAGGAUUGCUUCGAAUGGUUGUUCAGUAACCCUAAAAUGGUCACAGCUUCAGAAGUGGUUGGCAGACUCAUGGAUGACAUCGUGUCACACACGUUUGAGCAAAAGAGAGGGCACGUUGCUUCGGCUGUUGAAUGCUACAUGACACAGCACGGUGUUACAGAAGAAGAAGCAGUCCAUAAAUUGAGGAAACAAGUGACAGAUGCAUGGAAGGAUAUAAACAAAGAGUGCCUCUACCCAACCGAAGUCCCCAUGCCAAUUCUCAUCCGAGUUCUCAACCUUGCACGUGUCAGUGAUGUCGUGUAUAAGGACGAAGAUGGCUACACACAUGCUGGAAUUGUGCUCAAAGAUUUUAUAGCGUCUUUAAUGGUGGAUCCUGUGCCCUUAUAAUAAGCUGCAUGGACGACUUCUGCAUCGGUGGUUGUCGAUCACAUUAAGGAAUAGUUGAUAAGAUUACGUUUACGUGUUAAAAAAGAAAAAGAAAACGGCCCUAGCUAUAUAAUAAAUUAAUAAGUUUAGCAGAUUGCUCGACACAUGCGUGAUCUAAAUAUAUAACAAGCUCGGGGCCGGGAGACCAUAGAAAAUACGAAAAUUUUCUGUCUCUUUCUUCUUAUAUAUAUUCUGA